Molecule: messenger RNA, 6137 nt
Organism: Apus apus (common swift)
Lineage: Eukaryota; Metazoa; Chordata; Aves; Apodiformes; Apodidae
Gene: CRISPLD1
Product: cysteine rich secretory protein LCCL domain containing 1
Exons: 14
Coding region: 289-1707 (472 amino acids)
Cellular component (GO): extracellular region
Source: RefSeq, a predicted model, not a curated record
AGCUCCUCGGGGGCGGUGGCAAGGCGAAGGGCAGCGGCGGAGGCGGCGGCGCGGCUGCUCUCUCAGCGGCAGCCCCUCGCCGCGGCUCCGCUGCUGGACGCGCCGGCGCCCGCCGAAGCGAGCGGAGCGAGGCCGUGCCUGCGCCCCUUGGCCCCGGCGCGGGCCUGGCGAGGCGGGGGGCGGCGGAGCGAAGCUGGCUGCGGAGCGAGGAGGCAGCCGCCGCCGGAGGGAUCCAGAAGAAAGGCUUUGUCUUGGAGCUAACUCCUGAGCAUUUUGAGAUCAUUCAUCAUGAAGUAUGUAGUACAGGAAUGGCUCAGAGUGACUACCUUGCUAUUCAUAGCUCAAGCAGUUUCUGCAAUGGUGCUUCCCAAUGCCACGCUCUUAGAGGAACUUUUGGAAAAGUACAUGGAUGAAGAUGGUGAGUGGUGGAUCGCCAAGCAGAGAGGGAAAAGGGCUAUCACAGACAGUGAUAUGCAGAGUAUCUUGGAUCUUCAUAAUAAAUUACGGGGUCAGGUGUAUCCACCAGCUUCCAAUAUGGAAUAUAUGACUUGGGACACAGAAUUGGAGAGAUCUGCAGAGUCAUGGGCUGAAACCUGUUUAUGGGAACAUGGGCCUGCAAGCCUUCUUCCAUCAAUUGGGCAGAAUUUGGGGGCACACUGGGGAAGGUACAGACCUCCAACAUUUCAUGUCCAAGCAUGGUAUGACGAAGUGAGAGAUUUCACGUAUCCCCAUCCUCAUGAAUGCAACCCAUAUUGUCCUUACAAAUGCUCUGGUCCUGUUUGUACACAUUACACACAGGUUGUUUGGGCUACAAGUAGCAGAAUUGGCUGUGCAAUUAAUUUGUGUCAUAACAUGAACAUCUGGGGACAGAUCUGGCCAAAAGCAGUCUAUCUUGUAUGCAAUUAUUCUCCUAAGGGUAACUGGUGGGGUCAUGCUCCUUAUAAGCCCGGCCGUCCUUGUUCCGCAUGUCCUCCUAGUUUUGGAGGAGGUUGCAGAGAAAAUCUUUGCUACAGAGAGGAUUCAGAAAGGCCUUAUUCUCCUCAUGAACCAGAAGAGGAAACCAAUGAGAUUGAACGGCAGCGAUCCAAAGCCCAGGAUGCAACGUCGCAAAGCCGGCCAAGAACUCAUUCACCUUCAGGCUCCACAGACACUGAUGACAGUGAGAAAAAUGAAGUAAUAAGCACGCAGCAAAUGUCUCAGAUUGUUUCAUGUGAAGUAAGGCUAAGAGAUCAGUGCAAAGGAACAACUUGCAACAGGUAUGAAUGUCCUGCUGGCUGUUUGGAUAGCAAAGCCAAAGUUAUUGGAAGUGUACAUUAUGAAAUGCAAUCCAGUAUUUGUAAAGCUGCCAUACAUUAUGGCAUCCUAGACAAUGAAGGUGGUUGGGUUGAUGUCACUAGGCAAGGAAGGAAAAAUUACUUUAUCAAGUCUUAUAGAAAUGGCAUUCAAUCAAUUGGAAAAUAUCAAUCUGCUAACUCCUUCACUGUCUCUAAAGUAACAGUUCAAGCUAUCACCUGUGAAACAACAGUGGAACAACUAUGCCCAUUUCAAAAACCGGCCUCACACUGUCCAAGGGUGUAUUGUCCUCACAACUGUAUGCAGGCAAAUCCACACUAUGCUCGUGUAAUUGGAACACGAAUUUAUUCUGAUACCCUGAUGCAACCAUAUCUUCUGUCAGAUGGACUGCAAUUUCAAAUACAUCUGCUGUGACAAGUGAGCAAAUGAAUUCUCUGUAUCUAUAAACAAUACUGUCUGUGAAUACUCAAACAAUGAAAAACUAAAAAAGGACACACUUAUUAAAUUGAUUGUUUUCUAUAAAUACUUCACCUAAAACUAGUUCAGUAAUAUAUUACAAUGCACAAAAUACCGAAUCAUAUUAUUUAAUGAUGAUUUCCAUUAAAAGUAUCUUAGUUUUAUAAUAAUUAAAAUCAUAGAGUCAUAGAGUGUCUUGGGUUGGAAGGGAACUCUAAAGAUCAUUUAGUCCAUUCCCCCUACAAGAUCUACGUGGUUGAUUUCUUGAAACAGAUGGGGUUUUUGUGGCAUUCCUGCAAAUUGCUUUGUUUGAAGAAUGCCUAUGUGUGUAUGUGGAUAUAUGCAUAUAUGCAUGUAAUUAUUUAUUUUCACUAGAGCUUAGGCUACCUGGAUUCAGUAAAUAAAUUUUGCAAAGGUAAAAAAAAAAAUAAGAAUAUAACAUUAAUAGGUGUCACUAAUGCAGAAAAAUAUGUUUUAAGAUAACAUUUUUGUAGUAUUCAUGAGAAUGAGAAGCUAGUUGUUUUUUUCUGAAUAGAGCUGUAAUAGUCUGAAUAAGAACUGUAGUAUGUGUCAUUCUCAGCAGACAGAAGUACAAAUUACUUAUUCUUCAUCUGGCCCAAACACAUUUCCACCUUUGCAAUUUGUGUCCCUGCUUGCGCCACUGCUAAGAGUUUCCACAUGGCAAUGUUUUGUCUUAUAGGGAGACCAGGAAAAAAACAAAGUUUGCUCCAAGCUUGUGCUGAAGAGCUGGUUCUACCUUUCAACUUUGGUUAAUCCAUUUAAUCUAAAACUUCUUGAGUCUUACUUCUGGAGUUUCAGAACUGUGUUGUAACAAGCAUUUUAAGAAAAUCUGUUUGUUUAAUGCACUUUUCAAUAUGACCUCAUUUGUGAAAUAAAAACCUGCCCAAGAACUGAAACAUGUUAAGCCUGAUGUGAUUAAACUCUUGUUGGAGAGAAUCUUGCAGCACCUGCCUAUGCCAAAAUAACAAACAUUUAUAUAAAGAGAAGGAGAGGCUACAAUAGUUCAGUUGAAAAUCCAUUCACUUGCAGAUUUUUUUGGUAAAAUUUUAUUUUAAUGUACACACCCUAGGUUUUUAUAUGGUAGAAUUUCUUAACCACAUUCCAGGUGGCUUAUAAGAAUUUCUAAAGUUAAGUUUAUAUUUAUCCUGAUAUUUUCACAGUGGGCAACAUUUCCCCAAAGACAAUCUCUUACUGGUAGUGACUAUAUGAUGGAUGUUAAUUUGAGCAAUUCUACAAAAAAAAAUUGAGCCUCCUUUUGGGGACUAGAGAUCAAUGUCUUUUAUCUAAAGAAUUCGAAGGAUUUGUAUAAUUUCCUACCAUUUGAGGACUUCGGCCAUAUUUUUUUCAGUAACUAUAUAUGAAAAUAUUUCCUUAAUACUUGUGCAAAAGUAUUGAUAAUUCUCUGCCAUGGCAAGGUAUAAACAAUAGGAUGUAAAUAAGAUAAUAAAAGACUUCUGUAGUCCUGUGAUGGUGAGUGAGUGGUUAAAAUUCCUUUGCAGAGUACUUCUGUGCUAUGAUAGGUAUUUGGUAUUUUGCUGAGUAGCUGAAGAAAGAAGAUAAUUAAGCAGCUUGGUAUUCAGAUUCUAUGACCUGUUAAAUACUAACAAAUUUUACACAGCAAUAAAGCAGGGUCAUAUAAUGCUAUAUGAAAUGUUUAUGUUAACUUGAAAAUACUGCCUUAUGUAUCCUUUGGAGUUUGUAAAAAUGAAUGAAAGAAAUCCAAAUGUCUGAUUAAGACUUCCGGAAAGUGGCAUAAGGCUGGUACUGUAAAAUUAACUUACCAAUAUUUAGUGGUAAACCUAAGUGUGCAGUCCUGCUCUACUUAAAUUAACAGGAGGUUCAGCUCAACAAUUCAAGGAAGUGUGAUCAGGAUGACAUAAUAUUAUUCAGUAUAAGAAAUAUUAUGACAUCAGUACUGGAAUGUGAUUCCAUUUAGAUGAGGAUUGCCAAGCCAAUGAGAAGCUCUUCAAAGCUCAAAGCAGAUAAUACUUUCUAAAAAAUAUAUAUUCUGUAUAUAUUGAUAGAACUGUAUGCACUUAUUAAUCUUUAUUCUUACAGGUUAGUCUAUAUUUAUGGAUAUAUACCCCUUUAAUUGUUCAAAUAUUCAAAAAGUAUGCACAUUUUUUCUCCAAUGUCAUCUGGAAAGCAGCAUCAGAGUUGGUCUAAUAAACUGCAUUCUUUCCACUUCUCCUUUUUCACAUAUUUCAUGUGUCUACCAUUUAACUAUAGAGUGUUGUGUAUUAGACUAGCCAUACUUCAUUGAUCCAGUAACCCUAAUGAAGACUCCGUCCUUUACUGGAAAUAGCUUCCAACAAAAAGUCAAUCAGCCUUCUGUGAAAAUCUCCAUCGUUUUACUUUCCCUUUUUUGUUCACUUGACCAGAAACUUCUAAAUAAUACUGGAACAGCCGGUAUCUUAGCUAACAUCAAAUGCAAUUAUAAAGGUAUCUACCUAUACACUGGCUACAUAAAAUUGGUUAAUAUUAUAGAGGUGACAAACUUUGAUCUUUCUUUUAUCCUCUAACAUUUUAUAUAUCUACAGUGUCAACUGAAAACAAACUUGCUACUAUUUGGUAGUCCUGUUAACUAAUACUGUUCUUAUAGUUCUUCACUGUUGUUAAUUGCUUGUGAAUCUGAACUUCGAUUGUUUAGACUUUAAUCCUGUAUUGCAGAGACCAUUUUCCCCCCUCUCUAUUUGAAAUUGCAUAUGAUCAAUCUGGCUUAAGUUACUUGGAUAAUAUAAGUACAGAAAGGACUUAUGUAAUCCUGAAAAUCAGGUGACUUUGGGUGUUUAGGAUAUAACAAAAGUCUUGUAGCCCUGGGAAGAGGAGAAAAAGAACAUAGAAGCAUAAAUGAUAUCCCUUCUGGCAUGUUCAAAAACUGCGGCCAGCAGUGUGAAGAGAAAAACACUAAAGUGUCUUAGCAGAAGAUUCUUUGCAUAAACAAUUUUAAAACCUUGCUCCUAGAUACAUUUUAACAUCAAAAGGCAAACUAUAUAACAGUGAACCUGCCAAGUUUUGUGCUUGGAAUGAAUGUAGGAAAAUCAUUGCUAUUUUAAAUUCCUCAUUUUAUAUAGCAUUAAGAUUACAAAAUAGCUAUGGUAACAGAUACAAAUUAUUCUAAUUAUAACUGGAAGAAAUGCAAUUCUUGUUUAAAUAGUGGUCUGUGUGACCAGCUAUUGAUAUUUAUGUUGGCUAACAUUUUAAGGUUGCUUAAGGAGAGACCUUUUGCUGCAAAGGCUUUUUCCACAAAACAUCUUGGCUUCAAGUGGAGAUUCACUCACUGUAGAUGGAGCUACACUUUACCGUCCUGUAUAUUGAAGACUGAAACCUACAUUCUGGAGUAUCUAAGAAGUUUCAUUCCUCUGACAAUUAAUUUUUAAAAUGCUGAAAGAGUAGUCGGGGGCUUGCAAGUUAAAUCAAUUAUUUAAAUGAACAUUGUCAAGAUUGUCACUGAGCAAUUCUUCUGUGAAUGUUUUUUAUACUACAUUGGUUCAUGAGAGGUGUUAGUGGCCAGAGAAUGUACAUUUCACUCAGAUGAAACUGCUGUUAACUUCACAAAGUUGCCUGUGUAAGGUGUGUGGAGUUAGACCCUGAUUUUAAAUGUUUUCUUUUGAAGCAAUUUUGAUGUAUUUACCUCCUGACUCUUAUUUUCUCACUCAGUUAAGGAGCUAAAGCUACUAAUCUGCCUUUAAUCAACUGCCAUAGCUAAGGGAUGAUUUUAGACAUCUCUCUUCUGUUUGAUGCUCAGAUUAAACACUUAAUCUAAUUACCUUUCAAUAUUUGCCCAUUCCUGAAUAGGAAUUGGUGUUGUUCCCUUUGAAUAUGGAUCCUUUCACUACUGUUUGAGGUUUUGCACCUAGGGAUGGGAUUAUUGCAGUCUAUCCCCCACCUUUGGGGUAGGACAUCCUCUUAGAAACAUAUGACUGCAUUGUCACUUUGCUGUUCUAUUGUUCCCCUUUUUGGCUGUGGCUGGGGAUUAAACUGAAUCUCCUUAUCUAUAAUAAUUAAUGAGACUAAAAUUUGAGUUUUACUAGCGCUUUGCUGUUGAAGUGAAGGCUACUAGAGCCUUUUAUUUUGUAAGACUCAUGAAUUCAAACAUAUGACUGAGCCUUGAACUGAAAUAGCCUGAAAUAAAUGACUUAGGGGUCAUGCUGCAGGAGACCUUUGCAGAGGCAGUGUCAGUACUGUUUUAAUUGGCCUAUUUCCUAUGAAACUGAUUUAGAUACUCUAAGAUUAAUAAAAUUAGUCACACAAUAAAUAGAAUUCUUUUACGUUUGCUAGAACUUGAUUUAAAUGUCGUGAUUAGUUUUCUUCUAAACAAUUUUGAAACACAAGGAUGAAUGAAAACUAAUCUUCUCCUCAUUCUU